GGAUCGGCUAUCAUUUCAAAUCAAAUAUGGCAGCCGUGUCGGUCGUCGUAUUGUGAACCGUGCGCGAAAAUGUUGUAGAUUUCGUCUGUAAUCCGCGAAUUUCGGCCGCAGAACGAAUUAGGAUUGUCGGGCAUCGGUGAUAUCUACCCACAUCUUCCAACGAUCAAUCACGUAAUCACCGUUGAAUUUCAGGUGGAAUUCCAUCUAUUCCCUUGGAUACCCAUAAGUAACAAAUCACUUUCCUGUCAUGGGGAAACAAAACAGUAAACUAAAGCCAGAGGUCUUAGAAGAUCUCCGACAAAACACAGAGUUUUCAGAUGCGGAAAUUCAAGAGUGGUAUAAGGGUUUUCUAAAGGAUUGUCCGAGUGGAUACCUUAGUGUGGAAGAAUUCAAAAAAAUUUACGGCAACUUUUUCCCAUAUGGAGAUGCAUCAAAGUUUGCUGAACAUGUAUUCCGUACUUUUGAUGCCAACGGAGAUGGCACAAUUGACUUCCGGGAGUUUCUAUGUGCUCUAUCAGUAACAUCUCGGGGAAAGCUGGAACAGAAGUUGAAGUGGGCUUUCAGCAUGUAUGAUCUUGAUGGAAAUGGUUAUAUUUCCCGUCAAGAAAUGCUUGAAAUUGUUACUGCUAUCUAUAAAAUGGUAGGAUCUGUCAUGAAGAUGCCAGAGGAUGAAUCAACACCUGAAAAGCGUACUGAUAAAAUAUUCCGGCAAAUGGACAAAAACAAGGAUGGUAAAUUAUCCCUAGAUGAAUUCAUAGAAGGAGCCAAGAGUGAUCCAUCAAUCGUUCGACUUCUCCAAUGUGAUCCUCAGGCCCAAUGAGAUUAGUGGCAGUACAUGUACUUUGACUAAUGUUACCCAAUUUGAAUCGAAAUAUCAUUCAUAUGGGAGUCCAGCUGACCAAAGGAACUCUUCUCUCUAUUAUAACAAAGAUAAAGUCAAUUUCGCCCUGCUGUAUUACAAGGAAGUUGUUGGGUAUUGCUUGAAAAUAAAUCCAAGCAUUUGCCACUCAACUUAGAGGAUAUAUGCCAUGUAAUUGAUUAUUAGACAAAAGGGCAGUCAAUUUUAUCUGGUUUGACUGAUUUCUUUGCCGAUGGACGUUUAUUCCGGUGUAUUAAGUAGCUAUUUUAUGAAAAAUUACCUUUAUAUUUAAAUUUUAAAAGUAUGACAUUGAGUUUUCUCUUCCUUUGAAACAUGUUCUUUUGAUUAAUUACAACAAUUAAAUCUGUACAGUUUUACUGUUGCUUGGUUUGUAUUGUAUAUAAUUUUUACAGUAUUCACUAUCAUUUUCAAUUUUUAUGCACUUUAUUACAUAUUUAAUUAACCAGUAUCAGAUCAAAUCCAGAGCCCUACCAAUCAUGUUUAAUUACUGCAAUACUUUAUUACUUUGGAUGAUGCAACUGUUUUGGAUCUGUGAAACUACUGUCCUUGCUGUGCACUAUCAUCGAUAGUGCUUUGUUCGAAACAAUCAAAUAGGUGAAUGGUUUAUGUAUUUUUUUUAAAUGACCCUAAAAUAUCAUGUCUUGCAAAACUUCAGGAAUAGACGAAAUACUAAGAGAAAGGUUCUCUAUGUUCAUUGUAUUGCAUGGACUGCAUAUGUUUACUUUCUUAUCCAAAACAUGUUUUCCUUUCUCAUUUUCAAAUUCUCCUAGUGACGUUUUCAUUUCAGUUUUGUAAUUCAAUGUCUUUUUGAAAACAAAAGCCGUUUUGUAAACUAACUUGUUUAAAAAGUAAAUGUGGUACAACAAAUGGUUGUUCUUCUGUGAUCUAGAUUGCUUGCAGGUCUGUUACUGCGUUUGUUAAUUUCAGUCUCGUAAUGAUAUGACUUCACUAAAAAUUUCAUAUGCAGGAGGAGUUUAAAAUGCUUAGGCUCUUUGGUAAACUUUUUAUUGUAAUUGUGAGUGUACACUUCAUACUAUAUAUGAGGCACGUCUACUGACGGGCAAGAACCGAUUUCAGGCCUAGACAUGAUAUAGGAAUAUACCGUUCUUCAACUGCCAUCCUCAUUCUCACUCUAUUCCUAAGCCCUCCCCUAUACCAAUUAAAGUUUAGAUUUGUUGACUUUUCAGAAGAAAUUAAAUGUGUUUAAUUCACAUUUACUUUUUAGGUUGGUUUAUUGUUGCCAAUAGCUCCAUUCAUAUACAAGAAAGUACAUAAAUGUGAUAAGCAGUUAAGACCUGCUAUUGUUAGUGUCCAGAAUUCUCCAUACUCUCUCUUGUAACCCAAUUUGUAGGUAGGUAAAUAUUUGUGUGAUCACUAAUUAUUGUUUGUAUCAUGAACUUUGCUGCAAAAAUUUCUCAACUAUGCUAGUCGAAACCUUGGAUGUUCACUUCUUUGUGUUUUACUUCAUUGAAAUAGAAUUCACUUAAAAGUUAAAGUAGUACACUUUGAUUGCUCACUUUUGAUUUGGAAAUCAUGUGAUCUCAAUUCUAAGCUUUCAGUUCUUAGUGCUGGAAAACAAUUUUACAUCAGAAAAGGAAGUGCCGCCUGGUAUGUGUAAUUUUUAACUAAUAUCUUUUUAAAUAUCUGACAGUCUAUCUAUCUAUUUAUCUUUAUUUUUUAUGUUUUUCUCAAACAUUGUAAUGAAUGAAUGAAUGGAACACAAAGAAGUGCAACAGCCAAUAUUUAUUUGUUAUGCUGUCUGUCCUUUUCUCUACAUGUAGCAGGCUUUUAAUAUUCAUUUGUGUUGAAACAAGUUGUACUUUCUGUUUUGAAAGAAACUUUUUUGUGUAUUUAAAUACGCCACUGCACAUCCACACACUGACACACACACAAUUGUGAUUUUUGCAGUAGUCAUAAGAAUAUUCAUAACCUCAUAUUAGAGUGCCAUGAAGGGAAUAAGUUUGCAGUAUGUUCUUGUUCCUUCCAAAUUAAUAUCAUACAAAAGUAGAUGGCAUGUUGAAAGUUAAGUGGAAGACUUCAUUCAAAUUCCAUCAGAUCUUAAGCCAGACUAUUUUCCAUGGGAGGUGGAGUUAAGUAUCUAUCAGACAAAUAUUGAGGUUGGUGUUUAUUUAUUUAUGUAUUUGAAACAUUCAGCAGUAUUUGAAUAUUUGAGAAGAAUAAUGUGAUUACAGUAGUGUGGCAAGUGUGCCUUUGUGUAUGUCUUAGAGUAUGUUUGUGGUUGCAUGCGUGUUGUCUUUGAUUGGAAGCAUGUGUGAGUGUUCUUUUUCAUUGCUAAGGUUUUUAAGUGACAGUCUUUAUUGAUUAGUGUAUUCUAAUUUUCGUGCUAUACUGUAAUUUUUCCUUCAUGUUUAUUAUUUUUGUGAAAUGAAUGGUUGUGAGUAUGUAACAUGAUAUUUCAUUUCAACAGUCAUCUACAUCACAAACGCUUGUAUUUGUAUUGUGGUGUCAAUAUUUAAUGAAUAAUUUUUUCUCUCAAAUGCUACUUAUUUAAUGCCUCUAAAUAAUCAUGAAAUCUACUGAAGUGGUUGAAGUUUUCUUCAUUCAUCAUUAUUAUGUAAAGGGUCUUUGAUUCACCUCUAUUCAUUCACAAUACAUUGCACUUCUUAUUCAAUCCAGCAGAUGGUGUGUGUUGAUUGUGAGGUUCGAACCUUGUCGCAUUGGAAAGUACUCAGAUUUGUCAAGUAUCAAAGGCAUAUUGCUGGUGUAUAAUCAAAUUUAAUGCAACAAGAUGCUAUUGAAGUUAGAGGCUUACUUGUCACUUGAUCAGACUUUAUGUACUAUUUGUAGCCGUACUGAGAUCAAUGUGCGUCAUUGUUUUCCUUAGAAUAUUUUCAGAAGAUUUAUAUUAUAAGAGAUGAAUCUACCAGCCAGUGCCUAUGUAAAUCUAUCUCAUGAUGUCUAGUGCCAUAUUUGCUUUCCUUUACAUCCAUUUGGCAUGAAGAUUUAGAAUAAGGAGACUGGAACCAAAAGAUACAUUUUUCAUCAUCAAAUUAAUCUAAGUUCAAGGACGUCUUGUUGUUUAUUUUUAGUAAUUUGGCAGAUAGAAUAUGCAGUACCGAAACAUUUUGAUUUCUCUUGCAAUUUUCUUUUCUGUACUCAAAACCCUCCAAAGAAACACUUUCUAGUCUAAUGUUUUAUGCCUUUGUUUUUUCUGUUUUAUAAACUCUACUUUUUUGUUAGGUGCAUCUCUCAAUCUAAAUUUGUUUCCUCUCCAGAUUUGUAAGGUCAGUGAGGAUUGGUACAUGGCUGGGAGGUUAAAUAGUAGGGGCCUACAUCAGAGUCGGGUUGGCUCUCUACUCUGACUUAGGUUGCUGUCUUGUUGUCACUGUAUGGCAUUUCUUGUGUGCAUGAUGAAGAUAAUUUUUUGCAUACUUUUCAUGGUCACGGUCUUCCAAAAAGAAAGUAAGGAAGAAGUAAGAGUCCAUGUUAGUGUCAAAAUAAGCUAAGGGACAGCGACUCAGCUUCACCAUUGUGUAUUUUGCCUCUUACAUGGACUUAAAUACCUCAACCUUGUUGAAGUGUGCUGUUACUUACUACCCUAACUAAUUGCCAUUUUUAUUUGACUCAAUUUUUACAGAUCCACAUUUUUUCUAGAGUGCCAUUUUUACAUUUACAGAAAUGAGUAUUAUUUAUUUUUCAUAUCAAUCGCUUUACCAUCAAAACAAUGAAAUAUUUCAUUUAGAAAAUUCUGACUUGAUUUUGUUUUUUAUACACUAGGGUGCUAUCAUCAAAUAUCUAUAUAUGAUGAGUCAUAAUUCAUAAAUUUUUGAGUUGUUAAAUUUCAUCACAUCACCAAGUCAAGUUUCUAAAUUUCAUAUCAUCAUACCAUCAUUGUUCAUAAGUAUAACUCCUAUUAAAUUGUGCACUUUUCAAAUCUUGCAAGCUCAUGCUUCCUUAAAAAAAAAAAAAUGUAUAUGUUGGAUUGAGCGAUCAUUUUAGCAAUGAACAAUCUUUGAAUUUUAAUGUAUUUGCUGCAGCGUGACCUCACUUUGGCCACAUAUUGUGAACUAUACUUCAUUGGUCCUGCCUGAAAAUCAGCCCCUCCCCAAUGUGUAAAAUCUGUGUAUGUGUUUCUCCAUUCACACAUUUAUUAUUCAUUCAACUAACAGGAUUGUGAAUUAAUGCACAACAUAUUGAUGAGGACUUUGGUAUUGCAAAUCUGCUGCUUCCCUUGUAUUCUCCAAUAUAUUUAUCUUAACUAACUUCAAUUCAAUUCAGUCAUAUUGCAAAUUGGUUGUAGGAAAUUUGCGUUAGGUAGGUUGAUGUAAAUUCUAAGAUUGUGGCACCAUAUGGAAGAAGAUAACAAGAUUUACAGCUCUGCUGGAAUAAGCCUAAUUUGCAAUCUGUAUCAGAUUGCUAGCAUUCAAUGGGACUUGUGUAUAAUGUGACUCAGCAUAUGACCUUUGUUGCCAUAGUAUUUAGUAACAUUUGUCAAGAAAUGCAAUCAUCUUCUCAGAAAUGGUUUCUAAUUUGCUGCAACUGCCACACAAUCAAUGAUUCUAUGGCUUUCUCUCUUGAGAUGAACAGACAGUUGGGAGCAAGCUAUCCACAUGUAAAACUCAUUUUUUUUCAACCUGCAGAAGAUUGUGUUUAUCCAUGACUUCUUUUGUGACUGGUAAAAACCAAUUAGGCUUGCUUGCCGAAUUUGUCUGAACACCAAGCUGGAACCAAGGAUCACAUUUUAUAAGUAAAUUGUUUUUGGUAAAUAUUCCAUUUGUUGACUGAGAGUAGCGAUAUAACAUUAUCCCCGUAGCCUUUCCCUUCCAAAACAUCACAAAGUCGAUGAAUUUAUAUAGCCUAAUAAAUGAAUGAAUCGCCUUUAUAUUUCCAACUGUAUUCUGUAUGGUGGCAGUAAAACCUGCUGCUGAGUGUGUACGCGUUCUGUAUAUGCUUCACUCACUAACCUCGGACUAUCGACAUUGUUAAUGUUUUGAAAUGUUUUGUCUUUUACAUUGGAGUGGAUGUUGUUGGGGUCUACUUUCCACAGUGGUCUGAAUGUAUUGUUGAUUGUGGAAUAAAUGGAAAUCCUUAAAGAUAUGA
This is a messenger RNA of Frankliniella occidentalis (western flower thrips), 5941 nucleotides long. It is a transcript of the gene Nca, whose product is annotated as neurocalcin homolog. Bases 248 to 820 code for a protein of 190 amino acids. The transcript is spliced from 5 exons. NCBI's taxonomy places the organism in Eukaryota, Metazoa, Arthropoda, Insecta, Thysanoptera, Thripidae. Gene Ontology annotation, molecular function: calcium ion binding. The record is from RefSeq and is a predicted model, not a curated record.